AUGUAAUUAUAAGAAGAUUACUAAUAAUAUUAAAAUAGACCGAAAACAAACUAUUCUUUGAAUAAAAUUCUCUCCUGCUUUAGUAAGUUAUUGAUAUUAUUUUGCUACGUUUUAAUUUCCCUUAUACUUUAUUCUUUUAUAUUCGACACAGCUAUGCAAUACCAUUUAGUUUAUUAAAAUUAUUUUCUAACAAUUAUAAUCCUCCUUAUAGGAUUAAUGCUAGGUAAAUAUAUUUUGAUUUUAGGUUUUCAUGUAAUCAUAAAUUACACUUUUGCAAUUUGUUUUUCGCCAGGUACAACUAAAGAAUUUUUUACAUCUAUCUAAAAUGAUACAGAAAAUAGUGAAAAUUAAUGGGAAAUAGGUGGGAAUGCAAAUCUCAGAUACUUAAAAUUUAAUUACAUUCCAAAGUAUGAUGCAAACACCUCAGAUAAUUAGGAAAACUUAGAUUAAUCAAGUUUAGGAUUUUGCGAUUAUUGUUAGUUACCGAAACCCAAAAGGACUCAUCAUUGUAGUAUUUGUAACAAAUGUAUAUUAAAAAUGGAUCAUCAUUGUCCAUGGAUUAAUAAUUGUGUUGGCCACUAAAAUCAUAGAUAUUUUAUCCUAUUUCUAACAUAUGUAUUUUUAGGUACAUCUUUCAUUACUUUAUUAAAUUUAAAUAUAAUUUUUUCCUCUAAUUUUUAAGAUUGUAAGAAUCAGCGAAGUUAGUUAUUUUCCACAUUAUGGAUUACAGAACUUGUAUUAUGUUGGAUGAUGGCCAGUUUUGGAGGGUGGAAUUGGUAUUUAAUUCUAAAAGGUUUAACUACUAUUGAAUUUAUGAACAGAGAUAGAAAAACUAUCGAUUAGUACGAAGAAAUAAUUGAAAAUUUAAAAUAAGUAUUUGGCAAUUUCAAAUAUUUAUGUUAAAUUUUACUGCCAAGCUUUAGAGCAUUGCCUUCAAAUGGAGUGAUUUGGAGUAUGGUGAAUAAAGAUUUAGAGAAAAUAAAUAUAGGUGUUGAUUGAUUAGCCUCAUA
Messenger RNA from Paramecium sonneborni, 1010 nucleotides. The record is from the annotation of a GenBank genome assembly. NCBI's taxonomy places the organism in Eukaryota, Ciliophora, Oligohymenophorea, Peniculida, Parameciidae.